This is a messenger RNA of Boleophthalmus pectinirostris (great blue-spotted mudskipper), 1585 nucleotides long. RefSeq names its product chromosome unknown C16orf89 homolog (gene cunh16orf89). The record is from RefSeq and is a predicted model, not a curated record. Gene Ontology annotation, cellular component: cytosol; membrane. Bases 102 to 1154 code for a protein of 350 amino acids. The transcript is spliced from 8 exons. NCBI's taxonomy places the organism in Eukaryota, Metazoa, Chordata, Actinopteri, Gobiiformes, Gobiidae.
AGAGGAGCGCUGUCCCGGAGCAGAGGUGUCCGCUGUCCCGGAGCAGAGGUGUCCGCUGUCCCGGAGCAGAGGUGUCCGCUGUCCCGGAGCAGAGCGGCAGGAUGCGGGCCUCGUGGCUGCGUCUGGCCGCUGUCCUCGCGCUGUUUACGGUGUCGCGCUCGGAGGUGAUCGAUGACGUCCUGAACAGCCUGGCGCGUGGAGCGGACUUCUUGGAGCGGCAGCACGACCACAUCAACCUGGACGGGGUGGUGGGGUACCUCAUGCUGCAGGCUGAGCUGAAGCAGGCCGUGCAGUCGUGGCCUCACUCAGACCCUGUGAGCUGGGCCCAGAGGAGCAGAGCCGUGGUUCUGAUCCGGAGACUGGAGCAGAGUUUGGAGCGAGCCGUGAACGCCGUGAAACAGAAUGACCCCAACUACUACAGAGAGUUUGAGCCUCUGCUUACCUGGUCCUUCUGGCUGGUCCCUGUGUCCUGGAGCUCCACUGACCCCAGCCUCGUCUACUCGUCCACGCUGAGCUCCGAGUGCUACGACGAGCAGCUGAGCGACAAGUGCCUAACCCUGCUGCUCGGGACAUGGAAGCAGAAUGGGACCCCGUGUAUCGUGACCAAACAGUGCCGAGACAUGAUGACGCGCUUCGGCUGCCCUUUUUACUCGCUCUCCCACCAGCUGCUCUACUUCAUGAUCGGACACAUGAAAGGCUGCAGUGACCUCCUGAAAGGCGACACUCGUCCUUCUCGUCUGAACAUGACGGAGCAGAGCUACCAGAGGAUCUUCUGCUCCAACAUGAUGAAGACCAACCAGGACCUGCUCACAGACGGACUGGGGGCCCUCAACGCAGACAUCUUCCUCGAGAACAUCCUGGUUUGUGGAUUGGCCGGUUUCUCAGAUUUCUACAAAGUUGAUUGGCUGCAGCACAUCCUUCGCCUUCAGGAUGUAGAAAUGGGCUGCUUCGGUCGAGACAGGAACGUGGUGUCUGAGCGCAUCGGGGAGGAGCUUCUGGAGCAGCUUCAGCCUCAUCACAGAGUCAAGAGGAGAGAGAAAGUUCUGCUCGACGGCUGUUCGAGUCACAUGACCGGGGUGGCUGUGGGGGCUCUGGGAGGAUACCUGAACUAUUACCUCACCGAGCAAGACAUCACCAAGAGACCGCUGUCCUGAACCAGGCCCGGGACUGGGACUAAAACGGGACUAAAACAGGUCCAAAUCAGGACUAAUGAAGACUAAACCAGACUAAAGCAAGCCUGAAAAUGGGAUUAACCAGGACUACACCAGGUCCAAACCAGGACUAAACCAGGUCUAAAUGUAAAUCUGUAAUAUUGCAGACUAAACCAGCCCUGAAACCAGGAUUAAAACAGGGCUAAACUAGGAUUUAACUUGGAGUAAACAAGGCCAUAAACUAGGACUAAACCAACUCUGCACCGGAACUAAACCAGGUCCAAACCAGGAUUAAACCAGGUCUAAACCCAAACUACAGAAGAAUCAAUUGGGCGCGUCACCAGGAUUAAACCAGGUCUAAAGCGAGGACUAGAGCUAUAAGGUUAUAGCCCAGGACUAGUUUAAGGAGCCUUGAAUUCAGAAUGUUUUUAUUU